Messenger RNA from Peniophora sp. CBMAI 1063, 1674 nucleotides. Lineage: Eukaryota; Fungi; Basidiomycota; Agaricomycetes; Russulales; Peniophoraceae. The record is from the annotation of a GenBank genome assembly.
AUGGCUACACAUACCGAGGGCCACCCUGCUGUGCUCACCAUCGCUGGAUCGGACUCUGGCGGAGGCGCGGGCAUCCAAGCCGAUCUCAAGUCAUUCACAGCACUGCAAUGCUAUGGUGCCAGCGUCAUCACGGCGUUGACUGCUCAGAACACUCUCGGUGUACAAGACAUCCAUUCUGUCCCGCCGUCCUUCGUCACGAAGCAGAUGGAUUCUGUCUUCAACGACCUCCCUAUCCGUGCCAUGAAAACCGGGAUGCUGUCUGACGCUGGAGUGGUCAAGGCUGUCGCAGACGCCCUCAAAGCACGCUUCCCGGACUCUUUCCGCCCUCCCCUCGUCUGUGAUCCCGUUUCAGUGUCAACGUCCGGGCACAACCUCUUGCAACCAGACGCUGUGGAUACUCUGAUUACCGAGCUUGUACCUCUCGCGACGGUAAUCACCCCCAACAAAAGCGAGGCUGAACUUCUUCUCCGUACCAUCCAUGGCAAUGAACGCCCCAUCGAGAAUUUAGAAGACAUGUUCUCGGCCGCUCGCGACCUGCUGAAGCUCGGCCCGCGCGCAGUGCUAGUAAAAGGUGGUCACCUCACCACUACUUUCUCGCUAGUGAAGCAGGCCAUCUCGGCACACCCCGACGUUCGCGUGCAGAGGGAUGGUAUACUGUCCGAGAACAUGGAGAUUCUGCAAGUCGUCGAGCCUAACCUCCAAGACGCUUCACUCGUCGUGGACGUGUUAUGCGAGGCUGACGGACACACGACAAUGUAUCUCAGCCAGCGUAUUGAGUCCAAAAAUACACAUGGAACUGGUUGCACGUUGAGCGCCGCUCUUGCGUGCGGGCUUGCUCGCGGUCUGUCAGUUCAAGACGCCGUCGCAUUUGCGUCUGCGUAUACACAUCAGGGAAUUGCCAGUGCCUUCCCUAUGGGAUCCGGGCAUGGUCCACUGAACCACAUGCAUUCUGUUGUUCCUCGUAUCAUUCCUCAGCCGACGGCUACCAACCCGCAUCCAUUCGUUCGGAUGCUCAUCGCGAAGACGAAGGUCAUCUGGAAGCAGUACGUCGAGCAUGACUUCGUGAAACAGUUGGGCCGCGGCACAUUGCCCCGCGAAAGCUUCAUCCACUUUCUGAAACAGGACUACCUAUACUUGAAGUACUACUCUCGAGCACAUGGUCUCCUCGCGGCGAAGUCUCCAAGCUAUGAUGCAGUCGGGCGAUCAGCUUCGAUCAUUCUUCACAUCGUCCAAGAGAGCACGAUGCAUAAGGCGUACUGUGAGAAGUGGGGCAUCACGAACGAUGAGUUAGAGAAUGGCGUCGAAUCUGCGGCGUGCACUGCAUACGGCGCCUACAUCCUUGACGUCGGUCUUCGAGGCGACGCGUCGCUUCUUUUGAUGGCGCUUGCGGCGUGCCUGCUUGGGUAUGGCGAAGUUGGUUUGUGGCUCAAGCGCGAGGCUGCGCUCCCGAACAGUUGGGUCAGGCUCGAAGGCAACCCGUACUUGAAGUGGAUCGAAGACUACUCCGGCGAGGAUUAUCAAGCCGCUGUCAGGGAUGGUCUUGCUCGCAUCGAGGCCAUGGCAGCGAGCGAUCCGCCCUCUCAGGAACGCUUCGACAAGUGGUGUGGCGUGUGGGAGAAAUGCACGCGUUUAGAGAAAGGCUUCUGGGACAUGGGGCUGAACUUGUCGAUGUGA